AUGACACGCAAACCAUGUUUCUUUUUUAAUUGUGCUCGGCCCAGUAAAUUGCUAGGAAAUGAUGUCAGCGUACUCGAAAGACCUGCUGCAAAGAAGUAUGUUCACAGUGAUAGGUUUAAGUCACCAUAUCGAAAUAUAACAGCAAAGUCUAAAGCUGCUAAUCCUAAGCUGCAGUUGGACAAUCAAUCAUUUUUGUCGAAUAACAACACCAAUGUAUUGAUCCCAUCACAUGCAAAGAAGUCAACGUCAAAUAGCAUAGCUAUACACCAACUUGACGCUGAAAAAGGAAAAGUAAAUGAUAUGGAAGCAGCUGAACCUGUGGCAUUACCAUGUGUAACAACAGAAGACAUGUUCCAGGAACCUACUACUGAAACACUCCUACACAUUCCACCUGAAAAAGAACUACAAUCUGAAUCUGAAUCUCAAUUGAGAGUAGAAUUUGAACCAAACGAUAUAGAAGCAGCUGAACCUGUGGCUGAUUUGCCAGACGAUUUCACUGCAAAGCAGUACACAGCUUUUCGCAAUAGAGGAGGACUAAUUUUUGUUACAAUCCCAGUCUUUCAAUCAAUACGGGAAGUGGAAAAGAUUAUUUCGUCUCAAUUUGAAGAUGACGGUCAUUAUUUAGUGAGAGAUAGUUACGAAAUUUGUAUGUCAAAAAUCAAAGUACUCAAUCUUUGUCCUUUUUUUUGUGACACACACCGUGCUGACUCGUAUCCUUAUUUAAUAAUGGAAUUCGUACAAGUUAUAUAUCAUUUUGAAUCAAAGCGUUUUCAAGAACGUAAUUUGGCAGAAGUUGAUAGUAACGUGCGACAAAAUUUCAAGAUGGCAAAACUUGCUUAAUUUUUUUUUUCUAAAUGUAAAUUGUAUGUAUGUUAAUACACAUUACAAGUUAUAAAUUGAA
Messenger RNA from Daphnia pulex (common water flea), 901 nucleotides. RefSeq lists its product as uncharacterized. The coding region runs from base 1 to 840 and encodes 279 amino acids. Lineage: Eukaryota; Metazoa; Arthropoda; Branchiopoda; Diplostraca; Daphniidae. The transcript is spliced from 4 exons. The record is from RefSeq and is a predicted model, not a curated record.